AUGGCGAGGGCGGAGGCACCACCUACGGCUUUCCGGCACAUUUUAGCUUCCCGCCGCCGGGAGCCCCUCCCCAACGCUCAGCGUCGAGGUCCCAACCCUCUCCCGCGGGGGCACACCCUAGCGCUCUACACGCGGGCCUGGGGCCCCAAAGUCCCUGGGUUCGGCUGUGGCCCCUUUUCUUACUCCAGCCCCAGGGUGCGAGCAGUCGCCCAGCGCCGGUGUCCUCACUCGCCGCCUGGAGGGCACGCCGCUGACCCGCUGGGGCGGCGGCCUGGGAAGGCUGCCGGCUGCUCACUGCGGGAGGGGGACGGGCGGAGAGCGGCCAGGGCUGCGCUUGGCUGGACUGAAGCCGGCGGCUUCGAGGGUGGCGGAGGGGCCUGCAUUGCGGGCGGAAGCGACGGAGGCUACGGGGGGGUUGAUACCUCAGAGACGGACUUGCUCUCAGCUAAUAUGGAAGAUGGUGUAUCCUUUCUACACCCCAGCAAUGAGCUCUGCCUGCAGCCUCUGGCAAUCAAGGAGAACCAUGGAGAAGUGCAGAUCCGACUGCAUCUCAAUUGCAGUCAUUGCUUUUUGAAAGGCUGCCAAUGGCAGGCAGAGUUCCAGCUGGCCGAAUGCAUGUUCCCAGAGGGCAUGGAGCUAGCUGUGGGUAACAUCCCCUGCAUGUCCCUGCAUCUGCCCACACCCCAGGCUCUGAUUCUAUUGGUAGCUGUGGGGGCGACUGCUACACUGAGCCUCCUUAUGGUGUGUGUGGUCCUGAUUCUGGGUAUUGAACCACAGGAGAGGCAGGGCCUGUGGAGGACAAGGCUGCCAGGCUCUGUGCUCAAACUGAGCGAGCUUCAGACAUCCACCAUCAGGACAGCCCCCUGCUGCCAGAUGGGGCCUGGCCCAGCCCAGUCCUGGCCUCCACCUCCAGGGCUUUCUGAUGUUUCCCCAGCCAACCUGUCUUCAUGCAGAGACCUGGGCUGUGGUGCCUUUGGAGAGGUCUGUGGGGGUCUGGUGAUUGGCCUUCCUGGGGACCCCCCACCUCUGUAGGUGGCUAUCAAGACCCUGCCAGAACUCUGCUCUCCACAGGAGGCCCUGACUUCCUCACUCAGGCGCUCUCAUCAGGUGCACCUGGGCACUGGACACCGUGUGGGGCUCCACCUCCAGGAUGCCCCUCGCCUAAUUCUACCAGAGUUGACACCUGAGGACGUGCAGAGUUUCCUGAGGCACAGUCGACUCUAUCUGGGAAGACCCUUCUCCCAGGCCCUAGGCCCUUCUAAAGACCCUGUCCAUCUGGCCCAGGACACAGCCCAGGGCUGCCACCACCUGGAGGAAAAUCCCUUCAUCCACAAGGAUCAUCACUGCCAGGACUGUUUGCUGAGCUGCAUUAGGACAGCCUGGUGGCCAAGACUGGGGACUUUGAGGAAGGCUGCUGCUUCAAGGGAGUUUCCCAGCACCACUUAUUUCUGCAAGGGUCUGUGGGCUGUGCUGCAGGUCAAGUAGACCCCAGAGGCCUUCCUGGAGGGCACCUUCACAUCCAAGACAGACUCCUGGCCUUUUGGGGUACUGCUCUGGGACAUCUUGCUGGGCUACUUGCCCUACUCUGUUCGUGCUAACCAGGAGGUAGUGGACUUCAUAGUCGGAGGGGGACAGAUGGACCCUCCCAGGGGCUGUCCAGGGCCUGUGAGAGAAUGAUGUCAUAUCAUGAACCGUCAUUGGCAGCAGCAGCCUGAACUCUGCCCCACUCUUGCCAGCAUCUUGGAGCAUCUUCAACUGCUCUUAGGUGUGCCCCAUGACCUGCCAUGA
Messenger RNA from Phyllostomus hastatus (greater spear-nosed bat), 1788 nucleotides. RefSeq names its product leukocyte receptor tyrosine kinase (gene LTK). Gene Ontology annotation, molecular function: transmembrane receptor protein tyrosine kinase activity; ATP binding. Gene Ontology annotation, cellular component: signaling receptor complex. Lineage: Eukaryota; Metazoa; Chordata; Mammalia; Chiroptera; Phyllostomidae. The record is from RefSeq and is a predicted model, not a curated record. Gene Ontology annotation, biological process: regulation of cell population proliferation; cell surface receptor protein tyrosine kinase signaling pathway; positive regulation of kinase activity.